This is a messenger RNA of Metarhizium robertsii ARSEF 23, 1044 nucleotides long. RefSeq names its product Protein kinase, catalytic domain protein. Lineage: Eukaryota; Fungi; Ascomycota; Sordariomycetes; Hypocreales; Clavicipitaceae. Gene Ontology annotation, molecular function: protein serine/threonine kinase activity; ATP binding. The record is from RefSeq and is a predicted model, not a curated record. Gene Ontology annotation, cellular component: cytoplasm; nucleus. Bases 1 to 1044 code for a protein of 347 amino acids. Gene Ontology annotation, biological process: peptidyl-serine phosphorylation; signal transduction; endocytosis. The transcript is spliced from 2 exons.
AUGUACUUCGGAUUGGCCUCAUCCAAAAAAACACAGACGCAACUCGCAGCUCCUUCAGCUCCUACCAUGCAUAAUGAAGAUGCUGAUAGACAGCUAGGCACGGACAUCCGGUCAAAUGAGGAGGUUGCAAUAAAGCUGAUGCACAUUCGAGAUGAAUACGACAUUCUCGAGAGCGAGGCAGAGACAUACAAGGCCUUGUCUGGCGGUGUCGGAAUGCCAAAAUUCUUAUGGUUCGGACAAGAAUGUGAUUACUUUGCACUAGUACACGAACUUCUCGGUCCUUCACUCGAGGACUUGCUCAACUAUUGUGACCGGAGUUUUUCGCUCAAGACCAUACUCCUCGUUGCUGACCAGGCCAUUUCUCGAAUCGAGUUCAUCCAUUCCAAAGGUCUUCUGCAUCGGGAUAUCAAGCCUGACAAUUUCCUCUUGGGAGUUGGCAAACGAGGAAACAUAUUGUACACUAUUGACUUUGGCCUGGCGAAGGAGUACCGCGACGUAGAGCAUUAUCGAACUCUGGAAGGUCGCGUUCUUUGCGGCACUGCUCGAUACGCCAGCAUCAACAACCAUAAUGGACGCGGUAGGUCAUUUUUCUUUUCUUUUCUUCUUCCGCGUUUGAUCACAUAUUACCGUGACGUUCUCUCUACUAAGCUUCGCACAGAACAAUCCUGGAGUGAUGAUUUGGAGUCCCUGGGCUAUGUACUCCUCUACUUUGCCCGUGGCUCAUUGCCAUGGCAGGGCAUUAAAGCCGCGACCGAUAAGGAAAAAUUAGAACGUGUCAAAAACUACAAGAAGACUUUAUCAGUGGAAGAGCUUUGCAGUGGACUUCCGGAGGAAUUCUCCACCUACAUCAACUACACUCGGUCGCUUGGGUUCCAGGACAAGCCGAAUUAUGCAUACCUUCGUCGACUGUUCCGCCGCCUGUUCACGUCAAAGGGUUUCAAGUAUGACAACGUAUUCGAUUGGACGGAGAAAAGAUUUUACGAAUUACGUGACAAAGCUGAUGAGCCGAUAAUGGAACAAGGAUCGGACUCAAAUGAUGCAUGA